AUGACAGAGCGUUCCAGUGCUUAUGCAGUAUCUCCAGCUGUUGGUCACGAAAUUAACAGCCUUCCUGUUGGUUUGCCCGCGUCUGGUUCGUCCUCUAAAGCCGAGAAACGCUCAGCCGCUAAUGCUUUUGAAGGAGACAGUGUUGAAGAUUUCAAGGACAAGGAAACGACGUUAGACGACGUUUUAGUGCCUUCAUUGGCUAAGAAAAGCAAGUUGCUAGAUGAAGAACUGCCGGAUGUCGAUGAUAAUGAAGAAUUCCCACAGCAAACGGAAGAAGUAGACGAAGAAUUGGCUAUUGAGGGUGAAAAUGACUUGAAUACGGACGAGGAAAGUCUUGUAAUGGCAAGUGUGGACCACACUAUGGAGCAAAAGAACCUUGACAUAGUUAAUGAACAAGAUGUGGACGAAUUGGCACCUUUAGAAGAAGAUAAGGAAGAAAAUGACGACAGUGAAGUGCCAACGUCUCAGAAUAAUGAAAUUGACAUUGUAGACGUUGAUGAAGAAGAAGAAGAAGAAGAGGAGGAGGAGGAGGAGGAGGAGGAGGAGGAGGAGGAAGAGGAGGAAAAGACACAAGGUUACGAGCAAUCUAGUGAACAGGAUGAUGAAGAUGAGGAAGAGGACGCACAGGAAAAUGCACGAGCUAUUGCACGUGCUCAGAAUCAAAGUGAAGCCAGGCAAUUGUUAUUGCAAUUGGAUGACUCGACUAGAAGCAAAUUGUGUCUGACGGCACUGGAAAAGUAUGGAGAGGAGCUGUUCUAUGGACAUGAAGAUGCACGAGAUGCUAUUUUAGUCGAUGCCUGUGCUCAAGACUCGAUUUUGUCGUUGAUGCGCGAUGCUAUUCGAGUGAGGGAUUUGUAUUUAAGAGGAUCAUCAGCAGCUGCACCAUUGGAGUUGGAUGACGAUGACGAUGAUAAUGAUGAUGAUGAUCAAGAGGGAGAAGAUGAGAUUGGAGGCUAUGAAGAUGAAGAAGAGGAUGCUGAUGACGAGGAGGAGAAAUCAACAGGUUCUACUGACGAUCACGAUGAAGAAGUCGUUGUCAUUUCGGAGGCAGAAGAUGGUGAUGGAGGAGACGGCGAAGCUCUGGGUAGCACAACUUCGUCACCAGGUAUUGAGGCUCGUCCCUCUGGAACUACAUACCUCAGUGUGAGUGGUGCAUAUGGCAAAGUGGUAGACGUAGGCUUGGAAAAAAUGCUACAUCCUGCUGGCGAAAUUAGCUGUGACACAGAUAUUAACAAAGAAUGUGGAGGUGACCAAAGCGAAUACGGGGCCAUGGAAGAUGAAGAACUAAGUGAUGUAGGGGCAGCAAGCGACUUGGCAUCAGAGUUGCCAAUUGAUAAUGAGAGGUCCUAA
This is a messenger RNA of Peronospora belbahrii, 1350 nucleotides long. The record is from the annotation of a GenBank genome assembly. NCBI's taxonomy places the organism in Eukaryota, Oomycota, Peronosporomycetes, Peronosporales, Peronosporaceae.